Nicotiana attenuata is the source of this 1665-nucleotide messenger RNA. RefSeq names its product E3 ubiquitin-protein ligase CCNB1IP1 homolog. The coding region runs from base 486 to 1403 and encodes 305 amino acids. The record is from RefSeq and is a predicted model, not a curated record. Gene Ontology annotation, biological process: chiasma assembly. NCBI's taxonomy places the organism in Eukaryota, Viridiplantae, Streptophyta, Magnoliopsida, Solanales, Solanaceae. The transcript has 9 exons.
CUCUCAAUCAAAAGUAGUCCAAAAGGUCUCUUUGUUUCACACGGUUAAUAAGAAAUUAAAAAGAAAAAGUUUAUAUGGGAAUUGGGACAUUAGUUAGUUCAAAACUCUAGCCAAAAAAAAAAACCAUUAUUAUUUGCAUAUCGCGGUUCAGGUCAAGGAAUCCGUUAUAAAAUGCGGUUCGGGUCAUGGAAUUCGCUAUAAAUUCCGAAAACAAUUACGCUUUUUGCCGCCAUUUCAAGCAAAAAUUCAAAAAUACAAUUACGCAGCAGCAUCAGAUGAUCAGAUGAUCGAGAGAGAAGCUUCAAUUCGAGAAUACUCGUGCUAGGUUUUCAACACUGUAGGAGGAGGCUUGCAUUUCACCGUCAAUUAUCCGGUGCAAAUUUCGAAUUCGUGGAGGUUAUCUGGAAGUUUUUCCCUUUCAUUUUUAGGUUUUGGAUCAAAAGCUUUGCGGACAAUCCAGUUAUUGAGCUCGGCUGAAGUGUGAGAUGAGAUGCAAUGCUUGCUGGCGUGAACUGGAAGGACAGGCCAUCACCACCACUUGUGGCCACCUCUUCUGCAGGGAUGAUGCAAGUAAGAUUCUCAGCAAUGCUGCUGCUUGUCCUAUCUGUGAUCAAGUUCUGUCUAAAAGUCUCAUGAAACCUGUAGACGUCAAUCCAAGUGAUGAAUGGACAAAUAUGGUCAUGGCUGGAAUAUCACCACAGAUAUUGAUGAAGAGUGCCUACAGAAGUGUGACUUUCUACAUAGGGCAAAAGGAAUUGGAAAUGCAAGUCAAGAUGAACAGGCUAGGAGCUCAAUAUCGUCAGAAAUGUGAGAUGAUGCAAGAAAAAUUCUCUGAAAAGUUGGAGCAAGUGCAUACUGCAUACCAGAAGAUGGCUAAAAGGUGCCAAAUGAGGGAACAAGAGGUUGAGAGCUUAUCUAAAGACAAGCAGGAACUCCAAGAAAAAUUUGCUGAGAAAUCCAGGCAAAAACGAAAACUUGAUGAAAUGUAUGAUCAGUUGAGAGAUGAGUAUGAAUCAGUAAAACGCUCAGCCAUUCAGCCAAAACAUUUCUUUUCGAGAACAGAGCCUGAUUUGUUUGCAAAUAAUGCUGAUAUGAUGGACAACAGAGAUCACAUGAGAAAAGAUUGGUCAGUUCUCACUCCUGAAACUCCAGGGCCAAGAGAAGACAUUUGGCCUCCAGCACGACAGAACGUUUCCAACUCCGGCCCUUUUGAUGUCUUGAGUGGUUCCCCUGCAAGACAAUCAGCAAUGCCAGUGGAUGCUGGAAACAGAAGGGCAGGUGCACGUCCUAUGCUUGGUGUUGGAACUGGAGCAAGCAACCCUGCAACGACCCUUAGGAAUCUCAUAUUUUCACCGAUUAAGAGACCUCAACUCUCCCACAAUCAACCGCAGAUGUUCUCGUAAGCCACAAAAUUUACCUCCAAUUGUCUAAUAUGUUAAAAGCUGAAUUCUUACUACAAAUAUUUAGUUCUCCAGGUUGUAAAUCGGGAGAUUGUUCGGUGUGAGUGUUUUAUGCAUUAAAGUGCAGAUAUUGAUAUGCUUAGCUGACUUUGCUUUAGUGGUGGGCAAAGUAAAGAUAAGAUGAUGUAGAAUAAUGUUUAAUAGUUUACAGACAAAUGUAUGAUGUGAUAUGAGUUACAAUAUAAUAGUUGAAACUUCUCUUACA